AUGGAAGACUUUCUGACGAAAUCGCACUGCGGUUACCACCUAGAAGAAACAAUCCGAAGCUCCCACGGCAGUCCAAGCGGCCGCACCCAGGCAAGGAGGCGGUCUGCACGCCCCGCAGCGAAGCACAUGUCCAAGUCGGCGUUUGGGGAUGACAUCUUGCAUGAGACGGAAGACGAAGACGAAGCUGACGACGACUCCUCACUUGUGGACGAAAGGAUCCGCGACCUGGAAGUUUCUGGCCCUUCUUCCGACGAGAUUGGCGAAAUCUCCAGGCUCUCGCCUCGCCGCCGAGCCAUGAAUCGCGAUCGGUCAAUCAUGCUCCGCGAGAUCUACAAGGCACCCACCCCGAGCCAGACCAAGCUGGGUAUUGUCUACAACUGCUACAAGAAGGACAUGGAGAGUAUUCAUGAGUCGGGCGAGCACUUCUUUGGCGCACUCAAAGCCGAGACGCUUGCCAAGACGAUGCUCCGCAGUCAAAACGUUCACGUCAUAAAGUGCAGUCAGUGCGCCGCCGGGCACAUCGAGUACUUUCAAGUGAUUCGGGUGUAUAUUCUUUCCGUCGUUAACGUGAUGGAGACGAUCUUACAGGCGGACGCUUAUGUCCUCAUAAAAGCGUUGGGCUGGAUCCUCAGCGACGCUUGGCACCAGUUCCUCGACACGUUUUCGGACACUGCUUUUCUCCAGAAAAUGGUGUCCACGGCGCGCUAA
Molecule: messenger RNA, 708 nt
Organism: Verticillium dahliae VdLs.17
Lineage: Eukaryota; Fungi; Ascomycota; Sordariomycetes; Glomerellales; Plectosphaerellaceae
Exons: 4
Coding region: 1-708 (235 amino acids)
Source: RefSeq, a predicted model, not a curated record